Salvia miltiorrhiza (redroot sage) is the source of this 3285-nucleotide messenger RNA. RefSeq names its product receptor-like protein 52. Gene Ontology annotation, biological process: hormone-mediated signaling pathway. Bases 221 to 3004 code for a protein of 927 amino acids. Gene Ontology annotation, cellular component: plasma membrane. The transcript is spliced from 8 exons. NCBI's taxonomy places the organism in Eukaryota, Viridiplantae, Streptophyta, Magnoliopsida, Lamiales, Lamiaceae. Gene Ontology annotation, molecular function: protein binding. The record is from RefSeq and is a predicted model, not a curated record.
CUUUUCCCAUUUUCCACAACUACCUUAUAGUGACUUAAUUCAUUUCCCUAAUUUCGAAUAUCAUUUGAAACUUUCAGACAAAAUAACUGUUGCUCGAAAUGAUUAUAGAAGCUUCUUUCAUUUUCCAUUAAUGGGACCAAAAAAAUGUGGCCAUAUAAAUGGCAUGAGCUAGGCUUCUUGUCUGCGCACACAACUACAAUUAGCACUCUGCAUUUGCGAUAUGGAGAGAGUUUCUUCCUAUUUUCUCGUGCUUGCACUACUCUUACCAAUCCAUUAUUUGAUGGAUUAUAGCUCAGCCAAAAACGAUAUCAACACCGAUCGUUCUUCACUUCUUGCCUUGAAAUCUCAAAUCACUUUAGAUCCUCAAAAUGUAUUAACCCGAAAUUGGAGCACUGAAGCCAGUGUUUGUAGUUGGAUCGGAGUUACUUGUGAUUCACAUUACAAUAGGGUGACUCAGUUGAAUAUAUCGGACAUGGGUCUUGUGGGAACCCUCCCACCAGAAAUUGGGAAUCUUUCUUCUCUCGUUUCUUUAGACGUGAACGAGAACUCCUUUCAUGGCCCCAUUCCCCCAUCUAUCUUCAACAUGUCAUUUCUAGAAGUUUUGGAAGUAAGGAAUAAUAGUUUGUCUAGUAGUUUACCUCUUGAUAUGUGCAAACACAAUCUGCAUAGACUCAAGAGGCUUCGUUUGUCUUACAACGAGUUGUAUGGGGAAAUACCAUCGAGUUUGGGGCAGUGUUCACAGUUUGAGUAUCUUUCUUUGUACAAUAACAAUUUCACUGGAUUUGUGCCGAGAGAAAUUGGGAACUUGACCAAGCUUCAUGAAGUGUUGAACCUUGGUGAAAAUCAGUUGACUGGAGUUAUUCCAGAAGAGAUUCAUCAUCUUCAUAAUUUAGCAGUGUUGGACUUGAGUUGGAACAAGUUGUCAGGCACUUUGCCACCAACCAUUUUCAACAUGUCUUCCUUGACAAUGAUUGACUUAUCAAGUAACACAUUUAGCGGGGCAUUGCCUUCAGAAAUUGGGGACAUGAAAGCACUACAGGAUUUAUACCUUGAAAACAAUGCUUUAACCGGUACUAUUCCGAAAGAGAUUGGAAAUCUUCAUAAUUUGCAGGACAUGUGGUUGUCUUCCAACGAACUUAGCGGAUCAAUCCCAAGAGAAGUGGGGAACAUGACAGCUCUUAUGAAGUUAUACCUCGACUAUAAUAGAUUAAGUGGUACUAUUCCGAAAGAGAUUGGAAAUCUUCAUAAUUUGCAGGACAUGCGGUUGCAUUCCAACGAACUUAGCGGAUCAAUCCCAAGAGAAGUGGGGAACAUGACAGCUCUUAUGAACUUAUACUUCGACUAUAAUAGAUUAAGUGGUACUAUUCCGAAAGAGAUUGGAAAUCUUCAUAAUUUGCAGGGCAUGUCGUUGGGUUCCAACGAACUUAGCGGAUCAAUCCCAAGAGAAGUGGGGAACAUGACAGCUCUUAUGAACUUAUACCUCGGCAAUAAUAGUUUAAGUGGUACUAUGCCGAAAGAGAUUGGAAAUCUUCAUAGUUUACAGAUCAUGCACUUGGGUUCCAACAAACUUAGCGGAUCAAUCCCGAGAGAAGUGGGGAACAUGACCGCUCUUAUGAACUUAUACCUCGGCAAUAAUAGUUUAAGUGGUACUAUGCCGAAAGAGAUUGGAAAUCUUCAUAGUUUACAGAUCAUGCACUUGGGUUCCAACAAACUUAGCGGAUCAAUCUCGAGAGAAGUGGGGAACAUGACAGCUCUUAUGAACUUAUACCUCGACUAUAAUAGAUUAAGUGGUCAAAUACCAUCCUCCAUCUGUAACUUGACAUCUCUUGGUGCUCUUCUUCUCUCAAAUAACAAUUUGGAAGGAACAAUUCCACAAUGCCUUGGAAACGUGAGCUCUUUGAUCAUCUUUCAUUUAAAUGAAAAUCAGUUUCGUGGUCUCAUUCCAGCAACAUUUAGCAAGGGGUGUAGUCUUGAAUCCAUCAAUUUGAAUGGUAACAAAUUGCAAGGACCAUUACCUAAAUCCUUGAUCAAUUGCGGAAGUCUACGAGGCCUCGAUGUUGGAAACAAUAGAAUACAAGACGAAUUUCCCUUUUGGAUGGAUGGCCUCCCUUGGCUUCGAGUGUUGGUCUUAAGGUCUAACAAGUUUUAUGGUAACAUGUCACUUCCUUCACAAACCAAUAUUCCAUUUCAUAAUUUGCAAGUUUUAGAUAUAUCUCAGAAUAGAUUUGUGGGCUCUCUGCCUCAAGGAUAUUUCAAGAAUUUCAGAGCAAUGAUAGAGGUAAAUGAAACAAGCUUGUCAACUAACGACACCUUCUUUAAAGUUUAUGUGGAGAUGAGGCUCACCUUGAAAGGUCUGGAUCAAUUAUUACAGAGAUUGUUGUCAGCCUUUACAACAAUCGACUUAUCCUCCAAUAGAUUUUCUGGGAGUAUUCCAAAUUCCAUUGGAAAUCUUAAGAUUCUCAAAUACUUGAAUUUGUCCCACAAUAAACUCAUAGGAAAUAUACCUUCAUCUCUUGGAAGUAUGAGUGAACUUGAAUCUUUGGACUUGUCAGUGAACAAGUUGGAUGGAGAAAUUCCAAGUGAAUUGACAAGGUUGACAUUUCUUUCGACAUUAAACCUUUCAAUGAAUAAUCUUGUGGGACAAAUACCACAAUCUACUCAAUUUUCCACAUUUGAGAAUGAUUCAUACGUCGGAAACUUGGGACUGUGUGGAGUUCCGAUGACGAGAAAAUGCAACAAGGAGAAUGGACAUCGGAUGCAGCCAGAAGAAGAAGAUGGCGAAGAUGAUGAGUAUGGAUUUAUAGAUGGAUUUGGAUGGAGAAGUGUAGUGAUGGGAUAUGGAAGUGGAUUCAUAGUUGGGAUUGGAAUUGGUUACAUCAUUAUUAGAAAUGGAAGGCCAAGAUGGUUAGUGGAAUUCUUUUUCGGCAUUGGAUAUAAUAAUAAUAAUAAUAAGAAGAAGAGACGCAGCAGAGCUACACCAACACCAACACGCAGGAGAACUUAAUUGAAGGAUUGUGCUCGAAUUGUGUUUUCUUUUUCUUAAUUAUCUCCUUUUUUAAUGGCUACUUUAGUGUGUUUGUGCUCGAUUCAACUUUAGAGUUUAAGAAAUAUUGUUGUUUGUUCGUGUUGUUAUGUCUUGAAUCUCCCGCUUAGAACUACGGGGCUCUCACUGAGAUCUAUAAAUACUAUAAAUACUUGAGAUCUGUAAUCUGUAACCCUAGCCGCAUAAUAAAAUAUGUCAUCCUCUCUGUUCGUGGAUGUAGCCAUAUUGGUGAACCACGUAAA